Molecule: messenger RNA, 5307 nt
Organism: Cladocopium goreaui
Lineage: Eukaryota; Dinophyceae; Suessiales; Symbiodiniaceae
Source: the annotation of a GenBank genome assembly
AUGGAUUCUGGCACCGAAGCCUCGGAGUUGGAUCCUUCAGAUAUGGAGGAACGGGACUUGUGGGCCAAGUUGCCAAAGAAGUUCCGAGCACAGGUGGGAAAAUCUGAAGGCCAAUUGCCGCGCGAUGAAAUUCUUGGUUUUCUGGUGGACAGCGAAGCAGAAGCAAUCGAACUCAUGGCUGAUUUUGCUCCAGGGGACGGGCUUGCAGGUCGUGUCUUGGUGGAGCUAUGGAAACGUGUGCUACCUCGAACACAAAGGUUGUGUCAACGUCGAGGACGCGUGGAUCCUGCUUUGCAAUCAUUAGUUGUGGCUUCUGCAGCUCCACUUGUGGCUAGCGCCGAAGCACAGCAUACCUUGUCUUGGUUGAAACGGCAGUCAGGUGCUUGCCGUCAGUGUCGCGGUUGGUCCGCUAGACAGCGCCGCGAGUCAUUACAUAGGCCACCACUACAGUCGCGAGAAGCUUUGGAAGCUGCUGAGCUGAAUCGUUGGCGUGCCAGUCUAGCCGAGUUGGUGAUUGAAGCUGGUUUGCCGGUGUCCCACCAUGCACAGCUGACUUCCAACCCUGAGGCCAUCAUUGCUGCGUCCUUAGGUAGCAUGCGAGCAGCAACUAUUCGAAAACGGGUGCGCGAAUGGCGAAAAGUGAGGAAUUUCUCUUUGCAACUGUGCGGGCAGCCUUGGCCUCCACAUGUAGGUGUUGUGCUAGAUUACCUUCAUGAACGAAUGGAGGAGCCUUGUGCCCGGACCGUGCCUGAGGCAGUGCUUGGAGCAUUAGCAUUCAUGGAAAAGGCGGGCAGUGUGGCAGAAACAGAAAGACUAGCCUCCGCCCCGGUGCUGCGAAAUUUUGUCAAUCAAGCAACACAAGAUUUAGAGGUGGGAGCGCCACCAAAGAAGUCCGCCCCCUUGUUGCCAGUGGUUUUGAUUGAUGCUUUGGAGCUGAUGGUCAUGUGUAAGAGUGAGCCUCUGUAUGCACGUGCUUUGGCUUGGUAUAAGCUGCUGAAACUGUGGACUGCAAGCCGCACCGGAGACCUGUCAUCCCUGCGCCCUUCAUCUCUGCGCCUAACACCUUUAGGGCUUGUGGGCUGCUUGGAGCGUACCAAAACUACAGGACCAGGCAAGCGGGUGCGGCACCUGCCAAUCUUCAUUAGUCGAUCUGCCUACUUGUUUGCUCCCGGAUGGCUGGAAAAGGGUAUGGAAAUUUGGGGAAGCGAUGAAUUUUCUUUUGACAGGGACUAUUUCUUGCCGUUGCCUUCUGCAGAUUGGGCGUCCGUACGCCGCGUCAUGGCAGACUUUGCAGACACUGCCGCCUUGAGCAAACGUUUGUUCCGCGCAUUAAAACUACCGGUGAAACAGCACAGCCAUUGGGUGCCUUCUGUUGUGGAAUUAUUUCGCGCUGAAGCCGCAUUAUCUUUUUGGACCGAGCAUUCGGAACGCAACUGGCUAAACAGCCACUUGGCUGUCAUUGGCGUGCCGCAAUCGGAGCGAGAUUUCAUAGGUCGUUGGCGCGUGACUUCCUCUUCUGACGAAUAUCAACGCCUAGCGCAGCGGGUUGUGAUCAAUGCCCAAGAGCAGCUACUAACCUAUUUUGCUGGUGAUGACAAGUGGGACCUUGGUCACGCAGGCGUGCCCGAACUUGAGCAAUUUUUGCGCCAACGCCGAGUUCCCGAAGUGCUCAUUGCUGAGCAAUGCAAGCAAUUGAGGCUACCGGCGAAGUGGUGCAGCCGGGUUCCCGAGCCCCAGGUGCCGGCUCCUCCAAUGCCGGAGCCCAUUCCUUUGUAUUCCUUGUUGCUAAUGGCAGCUGCUUCUUUGGAGAUCAUCUUGAAGAAGGUGGAGCCUGCUUUGAGGUAUCAUAUGGAUGAAGCAGGUGUCUCUGCAGAAACGCAGAAGAAAGUGUAUGAACAAGGAAUUGUCUCCUUGAGGACGUUUGCAGGCUUGGAAGAAGAUCGCAAGGCUGUCCGCACAGUGUUGCAGUCAGACUUUGGUUUGGAUCCAGCGGGAAAUUUGGCUCUUCGCUCAGACGUUGCAUUGUUGCUGUGCGUAUGGGAAAGCGCACGUACCCAGUUGUCUGUGCAAGAGAAGAAUCGCCAAGAGUCCAAGCUGGGCAUGCAACAGCGCAUUGUGCAGCCGUCGGAUUAUGCAACCAUGCGCAGCGCUGUGGAAGCCAAGCAUGGCAGACUGAAGGAUCGUGAGGCCCCAAGCAAAGGCAUGAUAGCCUCCAAACUUGAGCAAGUGGAAGAUGGGGCACCCAUUGCCGAGGAUCUCCGCGAAGUGACGUCUUUUGCAGAUUCAGAAGUCGAGGCCUACAACGCGAUCAUCGAUCCGUCGAUGGGGUUCUUGCGGAUUCGUCCAGGCAAGACGACCACGACACCGCCAAGCACUCCGGAAGAAUUGCGGCUCCGCCACAGGCGCAUUGGGCUAGCCUGGGAUUUUGUAAAAGCGCGUCACACCACACGCGCUUGGUUGCCUACAUCAUCGGUCGACACGUUCCGCAAAUUGUCCGAUUAUGUUUUGGGUGCAUCAGUCGCUGGUCUGCGCGCGGCUGACCAGCGAAGUCCCACGUGGUCUCUGGUCCUCACUUAUGAGCUGGAAUUGCGAAAGGCCGCUUAUCGGUUUGUUCGGGAUGGUGAUUGUGCUGGCAUCGAUUCUGCAAUCGAAAAGGCCAUGGACAGUCCAAAGUUGUUGACAGAGCAUUUUGUAGUACCUUUCACGCUGGGCAAAUCAUUUUCCCCUGCCAGCGGAAGCCCAGCACAUGAAAAGGGCUUUGGAAAAGGCAAGCAGAUGCCGUCCUGGGACAGGCAAUGGGGCAAAUCCUCUAAGACACCUGAAGGCAAGCCGAUUUGUUUCAAGUUCCAGAAAGGGAGGUGCUCCGACAAGGCUUGUCGAUUUGCACAUGCGUGCCAGCAUUGCUUCGGUCGCCAUCCCUUCACGCAGUGCCGUUUCAAGAAGGAGGCUGGAAACGGGCGGGUGCCUGAGGAGAGUGCGCGCUUGGGGCAUGACAAGCGUAGCCGUGAGCUGGAUGAGGACAAGGUCGAAGAUUGGGCAUGGGAGCGAACAGGUGAGCUUGCAUGGCAAAAAUGUGAGGUGGAGUGUCAGGAAAUUAGUUCAGACGAAGACAUUGACAAGGUUGCGAAGCCAAAGAAGGGUGCGGGCCUAUGGGGUGAUGGACCGCCGCUUGCUUCAAGACUGUUGGGAAAGAGGCAGGAGUUUGCAGAUGGAUUUGGCUUGUGUUCUGCAGGUCGUUGGGAGCCUCACAAACGACAGUGUGCCGCUAGCAUGCCAUGCUUAGGUUUUGCAGAGCAGAUUGGUGUUGAAUUGUUGAAAAUUUUGCGGAGUCAUUUAGACAUGCGUGCUCUGGCGAUGAAGCUUGCAGUGGGUCGUGUGCAAUCUACGCCCUUUUCUGAUGAGCUGAUUAGUGCAGGUCGAGAGCUGCUUUUCACAGCAUUAGAAUUUGCAGGUUCUAAAUUGCCGGUGCGCGAGAGGCAGGGGGGGCAACCCUUUUUCUUAGCGGCCAUUGAAGAGUUCUUGCGAAUUUCGGGCGACCCCGACAGCAGAGCGUUCUACACAUCAAGCAACUCCUUUGCUAAAGGAGUGCGCGUGGGGCCAAAUGCCAAACUGCCUCGCGUUCCUGCCGUAUUUGAGAAGAAGAUUAAGUGGAGACAAUACAAAGAAGAAGAGAGUAGCCUAGACAUGGAGAGAGAUAACUAUUUGUCAGCCCGUGAUCAUGCUCGACUCGUUCAGAAGCAAUUUGAAACUGAAGCUGCUAUGGGUUGCAUGAUUGAGAUGCCUUUGAGUGAAGCAAAGCAAAAAUUUGGGGAUCGGCUGGCCCUAGCGUCCUUAGGAGCGAUAGGGAAGAAGGAUGGAUCGGUCCGUGUGAUACAUGACGGGACACAUGGCGUUGGAGUGAAUCCAGCCAUUGUGGUCCGGGAUCAGCUCCGCACACCAACUGCCGGUGAUCUGCAAACUGUGUUGCAAGUACUACCAGGUGCGUGGUUCGGCUUGACAGGUGAUGUGGCGCGAGCGCAUCGGUUGGUGCGAGUUGCUGAAGAAGACUGGGGAUUACAGGCGUGCAAGACAGACGUGCGCCCAGAUCAUAUUUGGAUUAAUACUGUCGGAACAUUCGGCAUUGGGAGCGCGGCAUACCAUUGGAGUAGGCUCAUGUCUGGGGUGGGUAGAGCUGCGUACUACCUGCUGGGGCAGAGCGAGCUAUUCAUUCUUGUUUACGUUGACGAUUUACUUUGGAUCACGCGCGAUAAAGUCGGAAUUGAGAAGAUUAUCUUGACCAUUUACUUCAUGACCAUUGUUGGCUUGCCGUUUGCAUGGAAGAAGUUUCAAGGAGGUGUGGACCUGGCCUGGGUUGGUUUCGAGUUAUGCUUGAAAGGAAGUAAGCUCGGCUUGUCGUUGGCGCGAUCGCAAUGGUUGGUUAAGUGGCUCAGUGACACAGCAGAUUUGGGUCGAGUGCGUAUUGCGGAUAUGUCUGCAGUAUUGGGCCGUCUUUCUUUUGGCUUGACUGCGCUGGGACACUUGAGGCCGUUUUUGGGGCCAGUGUACGCAUGGACGGCAGCAAUGACGCGAAAGGUUAUCACAGGCAACCUGCCAAAGGCGAUCAUCUUGAUCUUUAAGUUCUUGGCAAAGGCCUUAGCAGACGGUGGGCGCCUGGCAUCUGUGCCACCAGCCCCGGGAGACCAGGUGGAACUGUUUCGGACAGAUGCCCGCGCAGAAGGAAAUGAGAUUUGGAUUGGCGGCUGGGCUAUGGAUAGCACGGAGACAAAAUGCUGUAGAUGGUUUUCUGAAAAAUUGGAUCACGUAUCUGCGCCUUGGCUUUUUACUGCAGGUGAAAGCUACAGACAGAUUGCAUCGCUUGAGCUGCUAGCCUCGUUAGCUGCGGUUGUCGUCUUCGGGGUGCCAGUGCAAAUGCGGGGCAGAAUCCAUUGUUCGGCUGGGACCGACAACAAAGGAAAUAGCCAUGUGGUUGCAAGGUUGCUCACAAACAGAUUCCCCCUUGCUGCGUUUUUGAUGGAGCUGGCUAUGCAGUUGCAAAUGGUUGGCGCGAACCUCGAGUUGUACUGGCUGCCGCGGCUUCAAAACCAGGAAGCUGAUGCGCUCACAAACAACGAUCUGACUAGAUUUGAUGAGCAGCUGCGGCAAAGGUUUGACUUGGCCUCAUUCAAAGGACUGGUCUUGUCAGACAUGCUAGCUUGCGGAACAGAGCUGUAUGAAGAGAUUAAGGUAGCGCGACAGCGAAAAGCAGUACAACAUGCGCAACGUGGACGAAAGUCGGACGCGCUUAAAGUGGCGCAGCCCUGGGGUUGA